This is a messenger RNA of Rubroshorea leprosula, 1563 nucleotides long. Lineage: Eukaryota; Viridiplantae; Streptophyta; Magnoliopsida; Malvales; Dipterocarpaceae. The record is from the annotation of a GenBank genome assembly.
AAAUAAAUAAAUAAAUAAAACAAAAUAGAGAAAAAAUUGUUAACCAUUUUUUUGGGAUUUGUUUAUGUUGUUGCAGAUCGGGAGCUCCAUUCUGGUCUCCUUGAUCGAUGGCACAAAGUGAGGUUUUAGAUUCCGUGAUUCUUCAUUUUGUGUUUUGAUUUUGAAGCUCAUUGAAAUGCACGUUCGAUUUUGAUCUGGAAAUCGAGAUUUGGGUUGUUAUAUUGUUUUGAGAAUUUUCAAUUUUGCUGUUGUGUGGGGAUUUUGUGGAGGAAUUCAAGAUUCCGGUGACCGGUGACUGGCAUUUUGCGGGUUUUGGUUUCGGUUUGAUUAUCUGCGGAGGAUUUGAGGUUCAGAACGGAUCUGUGCCGGCAUUUGUCUGCAUUUAUCGUUUGAAAUUUUUUGUUUAGUUUUUGAGAGUUUGAUGCGUUAAAAGGUGGAUUAAAGAAAAGGCAUUCUGUUUAUUGAGGCUUAGUUGGUUUGAGAGAUGGAUCCAAUAUCUGCAGUCAGUGAAGAGCUAGCGGAAAUCAAUGGCCAAAUCUCCGACAUUUUUCGAGCUUUAUCGAAUGGGUUUCAGAAAUUGGAGAAGAUUAAAGAUGUUAACAGGCAGAGCCGACAGUUGGAAGAGCUUACAGAAAAGAUGCGGGAAUGCAAGAGGCUUAUCAAAGAGUUUGACAAGGAAGUGAAGAACAUGGAGAGCAGAAAUGAUGCAAAUACAAACAGGAUGCUGAAUGAGAAAAAGCAGUCAAUGAUCAAAGAGUUAAAUUCUUACGUUGCUAUGAAAAAACAAUAUCAAAGCAGCCUUGAGAACAACAAACGAGUUGAUCUCUUUGAUGGGCCUAACGAAGGUUAUGGGGAAGAUAAUGUCGUGCUAGCUUCAUCUAUGACAAAUCAGCAGCUUAUAGAUAAAGGAAAUCAGAUGAUGGAUGAGACUGAUCAAGCCAUUGACAGGGCAAAAAAGGUUGUUCACGAGACCAUAAAUGUUGGAACAGAGACAGCAGCAGCCCUCAAGGCUCAGACCGAGCAAAUGAGCAGGGUAGUUAAUGAACUGGACUCAAUCCAUUUCUCUCUCAAGAAAGCUUCUAAAUUGGUCAGAGAACUUGGUAGGCAGGUUGCCACUGAUAGGUGCAUUAUGGCAUUGCUCUUCCUUAUUGUCAUGGGGGUGAUAGCAAUCAUCAUCGUGAAGAUUGUGAAUCCAAACAACAAGAACAUUAGAGAUAUUCCAGGAUUAGCGCCGCCUGCAAUGACUAGGCGAUUAUUAUGGACUCGUGAUUAAAAAGACUCAGCAUCAAGUCGUUUCCAUCUUGUGAUGUCAUGGAUAAUUGUGAUCGGAUUGGAACAAAGAAUAGUAAAUAGCUUGUGUUGGUUGUUGCAGCAGUCAAUUUGUUGAAGAGUUUAGCAGACUUCCUCAAAUAUUGGCAUGAUUAACUGAAUAGCAUCAAACUCCCCUAAACCAAGCGGGAAAUUUAUGUAAAUUAGAUUGCAUCAUAGCUGUAAUAACGCCUGCAUGAUUCUUUUACUGAAUUUGUUCUUACAUUUUUUUUUAAAUUAAUCUGAUUUAUUUAU